This is a messenger RNA of Neoarius graeffei (lesser salmon catfish), 1947 nucleotides long. It is a transcript of the gene pigw, whose product is annotated as phosphatidylinositol glycan anchor biosynthesis, class W. The record is from RefSeq and is a predicted model, not a curated record. Gene Ontology annotation, biological process: GPI anchor biosynthetic process; protein localization to plasma membrane. Gene Ontology annotation, molecular function: glucosaminyl-phosphatidylinositol O-acyltransferase activity. Gene Ontology annotation, cellular component: membrane; endoplasmic reticulum. The transcript is spliced from 2 exons. The coding region runs from base 265 to 1740 and encodes 491 amino acids. Lineage: Eukaryota; Metazoa; Chordata; Actinopteri; Siluriformes; Ariidae.
GAAUGCGGAAAUGUGAGGAAAACACUUGGAAUAGGUGGAAAAAUGAUGAGAUAGUGGAUUAUUUGUGCAGCAAACGUGCAUAUUUUAAAAAAAUGAUAAUUAAUUCGUGAAUCUUGAUACAUUUUUUGUCCAAUUUGCAGCUUAUUUAGUCUGGACUUGACCUGUCAGGCCGGUUAGUGCUGAUUAGAUGGAACUAAGUCAAGAGUAAAAUCAUCAGAAACAGAAGACCAGUCAGUACAUCUGCACACAUCUGUAUUAAAGGCAAUGGAUGAAGCCGAAAUUAAAGUCGCCUUCGUGAGCAACCUCAACGGCACGACGCUGACUGAAGUAUCUCUCGGAUGCUUCCUCGCCCCUCUCUGUUUUAUCAGCCGAGGCUUGUUCAUCCUUAUGUUUCACCUAAAUAAAGGUGUUCUCCCACUAAGCAGUAGCGCUCACCUGCUUUUGGAUUUCGCUCUGCUCAUCACGCCGCUGGUCCUCUCAUGCACUAUCCUGAGUGAUAUCCUUCAUUGGGUUAUAAUAGUCAUCACUGUCGCUGAUGUUUGCGCAAUUUCUCUGUUGUACUCAAAUAAGAAUAAAAGACCUGCCAGUUAUCGGAGUUUGAUUGACAGCUUUGAACACAGUCAUGUUGAGUCCAAAGUGGUGCCUUUUGUGACUGCGUUCAGGGUGCUGGUCAACGUCAAGACAGCUAUCAGCAUCCUUGCUGUAGAUUUUAGUGUUUUUCCAAGACGAUACGCCAAAACGGAGACAUACGGGACAGGGGUUAUGGACUUCGGAGUGGGCGCUUAUGUUAUGGCUAAUGCAAUGGUGUGUCCUGAAGCUAGAGGGAAAAAAGUACAGGGCUCAAAACUGAGCCAUUUGGCGAAGCAGCUUUUCUCUGUCUGGCCCCUGGUCGUGCUCGGAUUUGUGAGGCUGGCGAGCGUGAAAUCAUCAGGCUAUCAUGAACAUGUCACUGAAUACGGACUGCACUGGAACUUCUUUUUCACUUUAGCCAUAGUGAGAGUGGUGGCGUCGGCUAUACUCGCCAUGUUUCCCAUCAACAUCUCCUGGCUCUUGUCUUUGCUGAUCAGUGGAGCUUACCAAGUCGUCUUAGAGACAACAGAUCUGAAACGGUUUCUCACUCAGAACGCUGAGCGCAGUAGCUUCGUGCAAGCCAAUAAAGAAGGAAUAUUCUCUGUAGUGGGUUACGUUGCUGUUUACAUGGCCGGUGUUCAGGUUGGUGUCUAUCUAAUGCAGACUAGAACUCUGGUCAAAGACUGGAUACGAGUUCUCUGGAAGCUUCUCCUUGGAAGCUUUGGGCUGUGGGUUGCUUUACACGCCUGUCAGACGCACAUCGAGCCGGUUUCACGUCGCAUGGCCAAUCUGCCGUUCUGUCUAUGGACCAUAGCACAGUCCUUGUUUUUUCUUUCCUGUUUGGGCCUAGCUGAUAUUGCAUUGCUUUUUGCCAAAGUGGUGUCCAAUUUCUCUGCUGUGUCAGCCUCCUGGAAUCCACGUCGACAUUCGGAAACGGAACAGAAAAUACGGAGCAAACUGGACGCUUUGUGUCUGAUUCAGUCUGUGAGCAGGAAUCAGUUGCUGUUUUUCCUGCUCGCGAAUGUAAUGACUGGAUUAACAAACAUCCUCGUAGACACUUUGAAAAGCAACGACUUCUUUGCGGUUUGUGUUUUGCUCUCUUACAUGUUCAUAAACAGCUUAAUUAUAUUCAUUUUACAUGUCAAUAAUAUUACAAUUAAAUUUUGGUAAUUUUUUUUUCUCCUUGGUUUAAUCAGUUUAAUCAGUAAUCGCUGCUGUGGAGAUAUUAUUUGAACAAGAUUGUAGGUUAUAAUUCGGACCAAUCUGUUAUGUAUUUAUUACUUUGUGAUAUCAAAUAAAAGAAACUUUGUGAGCUCAUACAGUGCCUGUUUUAAUACUAAUAAGGAAGAUGCAACCUGCUGUUAUAAAAUUGCUGUA